Psammomys obesus (fat sand rat) is the source of this 1372-nucleotide messenger RNA. Its product is annotated as leukocyte immunoglobulin-like receptor subfamily A member 5. The record is from RefSeq and is a predicted model, not a curated record. Gene Ontology annotation, biological process: cytokine-mediated signaling pathway. The coding region runs from base 65 to 481 and encodes 138 amino acids. The transcript has 5 exons. Gene Ontology annotation, molecular function: inhibitory MHC class I receptor activity. NCBI's taxonomy places the organism in Eukaryota, Metazoa, Chordata, Mammalia, Rodentia, Muridae.
UGGAGCUACUGCGAAGAGAUACCAUGAUCUUCACUUUCACAGCCAUGCUCUGUCUGGAUGAGAUAUGAAAAGGGGACUGACUAUGGGACUCAGGUCUCCAGUGCUGGCAGGAGACCCCUACAGAAAACCUAGAUUGUCAGUCCUGGAUAGCCCUGUUGUGAACUCAGGAGACAAUGUGACUCUUCAAUGUAUCUCAUGGCAGAGAUACGAUGGGUUUAUUCUGACCAAGGAAGGAGAGCCCAAGUUCUCCAGAACCCUGGACUCACAGUAUGUUUUUACUGGGCAUUUACAAGCCAUGUUUUCUGUGGGUCCUAUGACCCCCAGCAACAGAGGGACAUUCAGAUGUUAUGGCUACUACAAAAAAAAAAAAAUCCACAGAAGUGCUCCAUGCCCAGUGACCCCCUGGAAAUACACGUGUCAGGAGCAUCCGAGUCUAUCAGCUCAUUGGAAACCAAGACCGGUAACGGGAGUUCUCUAUUAAGGGCUGGAUGCAGAGAAUCAAGUCCUUCUUAUCCAGCAGAGCCAGGUUCACAUGGUGGAUAACAUCAUUCGGAUGUCUAUGGUUGGCUUGGUCCUCCUGGUUUUCGGGAUUCUGCAGUUAAAGGACUGCUACAGCCAGAGACGGAGCUGAUGUGCAUCUGGGUCAUGAACAGAAGAGACAGCAGUGUGCCUUUCUUGUGAUAGAUUCUCAGAAAUACGUCUGAGGAGUCAAAGCAUUUCUGUAGGAAAAUCUGGGGCUUAUGUUGGAAACUGCUUUCAGUAUUGUUCAGGGAGAAAGUGUGUUUUGGGUUCAGCAAGUAGUCUUUGUCUUAGGGUACAGAAUGUUCCUCCACCAGAUUAGGACUCUUUCUCUUCUCACCUUGCUGUGGGUGUUUGUUGAAUGAUGCCUCCCCUCUUCUUACCACAUGACACCAGCGGAUACCCUGUUCUGAUGUCUGGGUGGGUCCUUGCCUUCAUAUAGCUUCUACUUUCUCUCACUUUAAUGUAGUGUAUUCCUUUAUUAUAAACUAACACAUUUCCCACUGCUCUUUGAGAUUUUGUCCUUUCUACAGAAAGAAAGGUGUUUGGCUCAGUAACAAUAACUAUGAGCAUACAUCAGAUUCCAGAAAGAAAAAUAACUGAACAAAAAUGAGGUCCUGAAAUUGUCCCUGGGACGUUUCACCACGUGUUCAUCGUGUGGAUUCUCCUAAAAUGUAAAUACUUGUCGGUCAUCAGCAUGCUUGGUAUUUGAAGGCGGUCCUGUGGGACAACUGUUGACAUGACUUUGUAAUAUCAUUUCCUAAAAGAGUUCUGAUGUGUGACACUUGUUGAUUGCUGUACAUAAUAUAAUCUUUUCAUGGCCUGCUUCACAACAUACAUGUAAAACCAUGUA